UGUCUCUUGAAGUUCAAGUUGCGUGAACUGAAAAGGUCUGGUUAAUUUCAGUUCCAAUUUAACUAUCUGCGGACAGUAUUCGUGAUUUUAUUGGAACAAUAGCAGUAAUUGAAGAUUUAAUAGUUUCUAAUUGAAAACGAAUAACAAAUUCAUCCCAAUUAAGGCUCAGUAAUUUCGGAAAGUUGGAUAAAACAGUGAGCUUGAGAAAGCUGUGAAGUUCGUUAGGUGUUCGAAUGGAUUUUUCAUAUUGAAAAAGUGCCCGCUAAAUUAUUAAGCCUGCGAAAUGGCACCGUCGAGGAUACGUUGAGAGAAGAAUCGUUCGUCAGGUUGAAUUUUCCCAAGGAGGCGACUUAUCAAGGGUGCGAGGACGGGGGCGACGUCAUGGACGCCGGAAAAGCGGACACGCACGGCCUGGAUCGAGGUGGCUGGGGAAAUAAGUUGGACUUCCUGUUCUCAUGCAUCAGCCUGUCUGUUGGAUUAGGCAACGUCUGGCGAUUCCCGUAUUUGUGCUACAAGAAUGGCGGAGGCACCUUCCUUCUCACUUACACCGUUUCGAUGUUCCUAUGUGGCAUUCCACUCUUCUUUCAAGAAGUAGCAAUUGGACAGUAUUUGGGCUCAGGUGGUAUGACCUUUGUGGGACAAUUAUGUCCCCUCUUCAAAGGGGUUGGUUAUGCCAGUAUGACCCUAGUUUUCUUACUUGAUGUUUAUUAUUGUGUGAUCAAUGCUUGGACGCUUUUCUACCUCAUCAGUAUUAUUUCUUAUUUACCUGACCUUCCAUGGUCCCACUGUGAUAACUGGUGGAAUACGGAUAACUGUUUUUCAUCAGCAACGAACUUAUUGAAUAAUACAAUCAAUGGUUCAGCCAGGUCCUCCCCAGUCGAAGAAUAUUUCGAGCGCAGAGUACUUGGCAUAACGAAGGAGUUGGAAGAUAUUGGUGGACUUCAAUGGGGUCUCUUUGUGUGUUUGGUUAUUGGAUGGCUGUUUAUCUAUGGGGUAAUACGCAAAGGACUGCAUCAGAGUGGCAAAGUUAUUUGGUUCAGCGCCCUGUUUCCCUACGUUGUCCUGUUCAUCCUGCUGGGGCGGGCAGUGACGCUCGAAGGCGCUGGUAAUGGCCUCCUGUAUUACGUGACGCCCCGCCGGGACGAAUUGCUAUCUCCAGGACCCUGGAUGGAGGGGACGACGCAAAUUUUCUUUGCAUAUAGCAUAGGAUGCGGUGCUCUGCCUGCUCUCGGUUCUUAUAAUAAAUUCCAUCACAACAGUUACAAAGAUGCUCUAAUAACAUGUGUUGUGAACACCUUGACAUCCAUCAUUGCCGGAGUUGUUACUUUCGCAAUCCUUGGACACAUAGCUCUACAACAGAAUGCUGAAGUGGCGGAUGUGGUCAAGAGUGGUCCCGGCCUAGUAUUUCUGACAUAUCCUGGGGUUGUUCUGGAGUUACCAGGAGCACCGUUUUGGGCUGGAAUGUUUUUCAUUAUGCUUCUGGUCUUGGGGAUAGAUAGUCAGUUCUGUUUAGUAGAAUCAUUCAUUACUGGAUUAUUAGAUAAUUGGUCCCAGGAACUGAGACCUUACAGGAUGCAGUUUACAGCAUGUGUUUGCGGAGUUAUGUUUGUUCUAGGAAUACCUAUGGUCACUCAGGGCGGAAUGUAUAUUUUCCAGUUGAUGGACUACUAUUCAGCAAGUGGCAUAUCACUCCUUUGGGUGUGUUUGUUCCAAACUAUCGCUCAGUCGUGGAUUUUUGGCGUUGAGAAUCUAUGCGAUUGCAUCGAGCAGAUGAUGGGCAUACGGCCUAACUGGUUUUGGAAGUUAACAUGGAAGUACAUCUCACCAGCAUUGAUGCUUAUAAUAUUGAUCAGCCAGUGCGUGCAGUUCCGGACUCUAUCGUACGGAGAUUACGAGUAUCCGAUUUGGGCUAACGUUAUUGGAUUAUGUUUGAGUUUGGCCUCCAUGAUGUGGAUUCCAGUGUAUGCCAUAUAUUACGUUAUAAAAGGCCCGGGUACUUUAUCGGAGAAUUUGAGAAAUGGACUUAAAUCUACCGUGAAGCCUAGAAAAAUUGCUCAGAAGGAAAAAGAAGUGCUUGCCUCAUUACCGGUGACAGAAAGCAAUGUUGGCCUUUUGAUACCCAGCAGUAAGCAGUGCUUGAGUGAAGAGACUUAGUUCAGCUCAUAGAUCUCUGUAGUGAAUUUCUGAUAUUUUUUUUUACAAAUAAUGUGAAAAAUCGAUUUCGAAAGUGAAAAUCUUACUUAAUUUUUUUUUAUUUUCUGACAUUCUCUCCCCAUAACAUGUGCGGUAUUUCGAACUUAAUAGAAUAAUAAAAAGAUUAAUGGUAAUCAA
Coccinella septempunctata (seven-spotted ladybird) is the source of this 2331-nucleotide messenger RNA. Its product is annotated as sodium- and chloride-dependent GABA transporter 1-like. Gene Ontology annotation, biological process: sodium ion transmembrane transport. Gene Ontology annotation, cellular component: membrane. NCBI's taxonomy places the organism in Eukaryota, Metazoa, Arthropoda, Insecta, Coleoptera, Coccinellidae. The record is from RefSeq and is a predicted model, not a curated record. Bases 382 to 2154 code for a protein of 590 amino acids. The transcript is spliced from 11 exons.